UCGCUAAGGGAAGACUGGAUACUUGUGGAGAAGCAACAGAUCCCAGCUGGAAAACAAGCUCACAUCUGGAACACAACCCGAACAGGCGAUUUCAUUGUCGCUUAUAUGUGUUUUUUUUCUUUCUUCUUCUUCUACAGGAGGAGGCUGAUGGCAUAUAUUAGUGCGUAAUUUAAUACAAGACCCGGAUUUAUUCUCGUCCAUCUUAGUGUUGCUUUGAGAAAAGAAAAGUUGUUGCAUUAGUUGUAGAUUUUGACGGAUGACACUCAGGAAAAAGACUGGAGUGGCAUUACUUCAUGGCUCAGUGAGUUGACCCGACUGCGCACAAUUAACCCGUUUUUUUUUUUUUUUUAAUUUCUACUCUCAACAUUGCAUUAAUCUAAGCGCAACACCUGGAUGCAAUUGCGAUGAAUCGAUGAAACCAUCCUAAACACCUCCAUGAGUCUGUCCGUCUGGGUUUUUCUGCACAGCAUCGCAGCCUCAGACUGACUUUUGUAACAGGUGGUUUUGGAGCUUCUCACUUUGGCGCCGUCUGCACCGGUUUGGGCUAAAAUGAACCACAAAGGCCACUAUUAUAAGGACUGGCCUCUGAAAUGAGGGUGCACCUGUGUGUGUUUUGAUUUGCUUCAGUUUUCUUUGUUUUUAAGUAGACUAUAAGGAGGGGCUGCUGCAUCUGCAUAAAUGAUCAGCUCGGUGUGUGUUUCGUCUUACCGAGGGCGCAAGUCUGGGAACAAACCCCCGUCCAAAUCAUGUCUGAAGGAGGAGAUGAACAGAGGGGAAGACUCGGACAAAAUUGUCAUCAACGUGGGAGGCACACGGCAUGAAACCUACAAAAGCACCCUCCGGACUCUGCCGGGGACCCGCCUGGCGUGGCUGGCCGACCCGGACGCGCAGGUCAGCGUCAACUCGGACUCGGCGCCCCCGAGUACCGCGGAGUUCUUCUUCGACAGACACCCGGGCAUCUUCGCCUACGUGCUCAACUACUACCGGACCGGGAAGCUGCACUGCCCCGCCGACGUGUGCGGACCGCUGUUCGAGGAGGAGCUGGCGUUCUGGGGGAUAGACGAGACGGACGUGGAGCCGUGCUGCUGGAUGACCUACCGGCAGCACCGAGACGCGGAGGAGGCCCUGGAGAUAUUCGAGCCGCCGGACCCGGAGGACGGAGACGACGACAUGCCGAGGCGGUUCGGCAUCGAGGACUGUCCGGACAGGUCCAGGGGCUGCUGCGAAGUUUGGCAGCCGAAGAUCUGGGCCCUGUUCGACGACCCCUACUCCUCCAGGGCGGCCCGGGGAGUGGCAUUUGCUUCUCUCUUCUUCAUCCUGGUGUCCAUCACAACCUUCUGCCUGGAGACCCACGAAGCCUUCAAUGAACUGAGGAACCGGACGGAGCAGGUUGUCAAGGGCAACAUCACAUAUGAGGUGGAGAGGCUGGAGUUUGUCAUCAUACCCGCCCUGACCCACGUGGAGGGUGUCUGUGUGAUCUGGUUCACCUUUGAGUUUCUGGUGCGCAUCAUCUGCUGCCCAGACAAGGUGGUCUUCAUCAAGAACACACUCAACAUCAUUGACUUUGUGGCCAUCCUGCCGUUCUACCUGGAGAUGGGUCUGAGCGGUCUGUCAUCCAAAGCAGCCAGUGACGUGCUGGGCUUCCUGCGUGUGGUGAGGUUCGUUCGGAUUCUGCGGAUCUUCAAACUGACGCGGCACUUUGUGGGCCUUCGUGUGCUGGGCCACACAUUGAAAGCCAGUGUCAACGAGUUCCUCCUUCUCAUCAUCUUUUUGGCUCUGGGGGUUCUCAUCUUCGCCACCAUGAUUUACUACGCAGAACGCAUCGGAGCUGAGCCCGAUGACCCCACGGGCUCCAACCACACACACUUCAAGAACAUCCCCAUCAGCUUCUGGUGGGCGGUGGUCACCAUGACAACACUGGGCUACGGAGAUAUGUACCCGCAGACGUGGCUGGGGAUGAUGGUAGGUGCGCUGUGUGCCCUGGCUGGAGUCCUGACCAUCGCCAUGCCGGUGCCCGUCAUCGUUAAUAACUUUGGGAUGUACUACUCGCUGGCGAUGGCCAAACAGAAGCUGCCAAAGAGGAAGACAAAGCACAUCCCCAACCCUGACGCUCCGACCGACUCUGCAUCGUUUGGGAAAUCAGAAUCCAACUCACACAGAGACAGCACUCAGAGCGACACGUGUCCACUGGCUAUAGAGGAGAGCAUCAGCAGGAACCGCUCAGACUCCAAACAAAAUGGAGAUGCAAAUGUGGCCCUUUCAGAGGAGGAGGGCUGCAGCCUGACUCAGCCGCUGUCCCCCAGUGAAAAGUGGUCUCUGCGAUGCUCCAGGGGACGAGACAAGACCAAGAAGGAGGGCACCUGCUUCCUCCUGACCUCUGGAGACACCAACACUGUUGCAGAAAUGAAGUCUUUCCUGAAUAAUUCACAGAACGCUGGCAGAGAGCUGUAAAGACAUCCUCGCCGCCACUGGAAACUAUGCUCAGCCGGAGGUCACCACUCUGACCUGAUGCUGAUUGGCUUUGAGAGGAAAAAAAAAAACAAAACAUGAACUCACAGUGGAGUCCAUGCUGUUCACAGCCUUGCUUUGUCUUUUUCUGAGUGAACUGCAGACUGGAUUAUUUUUCAUUUUUCAUUUUUCAUUAUUCAGUAUCAUGAUUUGCUUUUGUCUUAUAAUACAUCUAAUGGUAGAAAAUCAGUUGCUUAGCAGACUUACCUGAUAUAUGUACACUCAUUUACAUGUUAUAAAGCAUUUUGCAUGGUUGCAUGAUGAAACGUAAUAUGACAUACCAUAAAAGAAGUGAAUAUCAUUAUUAUGUUUAUCAUUUUGUAUGCUUGUCUUAAAAUGAAAGUUUUCAUUCUUUGCAUUUAUAUUUAGGAAAGCCUGUACAGAUGCAAUUAGUUUGAGUUUUUUUUUUUCAACUCAAAGCACCGUCACUGUCUUAUUUUCAUAAAUGUCCAAUAAGAACACCCAAAACCUUGUGAAUAUGGGUUUGUACAGCAAAACUGUUACUGUGAACUAGAGUUAGCUGAAAACAGAAGCUCAUUGUUUGACCCUUGUCUAAAUAGACCCACGGCUCUUUGUUGAUGAUCCGGUCUCUGCCUUCUGUUGUGCCACUGCUUUUUAACACUAACCACAGACACAACAUGAAGAUACUUGCCAAGACACAGCAGACACACUGGUAUAAAUACUGCUCAGGCAAAAAACAGUUUGUAAAUCCUUGUACAAAAAGAGAAGUUAAGUUGAGAAAAAAAAAAAAAAAUGUUGGAGCAGUAUUGUCCGCCUGUUACUUUA
Sphaeramia orbicularis (orbiculate cardinalfish) is the source of this 3294-nucleotide messenger RNA. RefSeq names its product potassium voltage-gated channel, Shaw-related subfamily, member 4 (gene kcnc4). The record is from RefSeq and is a predicted model, not a curated record. Gene Ontology annotation, biological process: potassium ion transmembrane transport; protein homooligomerization; action potential. Gene Ontology annotation, cellular component: voltage-gated potassium channel complex; postsynaptic membrane; presynaptic membrane. The transcript is spliced from 5 exons. Lineage: Eukaryota; Metazoa; Chordata; Actinopteri; Kurtiformes; Apogonidae. Gene Ontology annotation, molecular function: delayed rectifier potassium channel activity; protein binding. The coding region runs from base 679 to 2451 and encodes 590 amino acids.